Molecule: messenger RNA, 1784 nt
Organism: Drosophila grimshawi
Lineage: Eukaryota; Metazoa; Arthropoda; Insecta; Diptera; Drosophilidae
Gene: xit
Product: probable dolichyl pyrophosphate Glc1Man9GlcNAc2 alpha-1,3-glucosyltransferase
Exons: 4
Coding region: 82-1611 (509 amino acids)
Biological process (GO): protein N-linked glycosylation
Cellular component (GO): endoplasmic reticulum membrane
Molecular function (GO): dolichyl pyrophosphate Glc1Man9GlcNAc2 alpha-1,3-glucosyltransferase activity
Source: RefSeq, a predicted model, not a curated record
UAUUUUUGAAGCAACGAGCGCGUGUGAGCUGUGGACAAAUAUAAAUAAAUAGUUACCAAUGAUAAGGCCAACAGCAAAAGAAUGAGCGGCUAUUUUUGGCAACUAGUUACCAUAAGCUCAGCACUCAAAGUGCUGCUUAUUCCCGCUUACUAUUCGACAGACUUUGAGGUGCAUCGCAACUGGUUGGCCAUAACGCACAGUCUGCCGUUGGAUCACUGGUAUUUGGAUGAGACGAGCGAAUGGACGCUUGAUUAUCCGCCGUUCUUUGCCUACUUUGAAUGGCUGCUGUCGCAGUGGGCCAAAUAUGUUGAUCCCCAAAUGCUAAUCGUACAAAAUCUGAAUUAUGCCUCGACGCGAACGGUGCAUUUUCAGCGCAUUUCGGUGAUUGUCAUGGAUGUUAUCUAUGUGCUAGGCGUGCGCUGCUCUCUCUCCGCCAUGGGUGUCGUCCAUGCAACGCAGAAGCACAUUGCCGGCUCCAUGUUUCUGCUGUUGAAUGUGGGCCUGAUUUUUGUGGAUCACAUACACUUUCAGUAUAAUGGCUUCCUGUUUGGCCUGCUCCUGCUGAGCAUUGCGGCAUUGAUGCGACAACGUUAUCUGUGGAGCGCUUUUGCCUUUGCCGUGCUGCUGAACUUCAAACAUAUAUUCCUUUAUAUGGCGCCCGCCUUUGCCGUUUAUCUGUUGAAGUUCUAUUGCCUCGAAAAGCAGAAUUUUGUACAAUCGAUGCUCAAGCUGCUGGCCGUUGGUCUGACACCGUUCGCUCUCUCCUUGGGCCCCUUCUGGCAGCAGUUGCCACAGCUGAUGUCGCGCCUCUUUCCUUUCAAGCGUGGCCUCACCCACGCCUAUUGGGCACCCAAUAUCUGGGCCCUCUAUAACACCGCCGAUAAAGUGGCAGCCAGCGUCUUGGGACGCCAGCCAACUGCUGGUAACAGCUCGACCAGCUCAGGACUCGUCCAGGAAGUGCAACAUCUCGUGCUGCCCACCAUAACACCGUCCAUUACCUUUGCCCUCACUGUGCUAUUCAUGCUCCCCAUUCUGCUGAAGCUCUUCACGUCAUCCAAAGAGCAUGCGAAAUUGGUGUUUAUGCGUGCUGUGGUUCUGUGUGCCUGCAGCUCCUUCAUUUUUGGCUGGCAUGUCCAUGAGAAGGCGAUACUGAUGUGCCUGAUACCGCUGAGUCUGCUUGCUGUUGUGGAUUGUCGGGAUGCAAAAUUUGUAUUCAUACUGUCCGUUGCUGGCUAUUUCUCGCUGUUCCCGCUGCUCUUCGAUGUGGAUCUGCUGGUGCUACGCUAUUCUCUCUAUAUGUCCUACAUGGCCAUGAUGUAUGGCCAAUUGCGGCAAUUAUAUGACAACAAGCUCACCUUUCACCUGUUUGAGUGGAUGUAUAUUGUCGGUUUCAUUGCAAUACCAGUGUAUGAACACAUAAUCAGUCGCCCGCUGGGCUUGCACUUGAGAUUGCCCUUCAUGCCACAUUUACUCACCUCUGUGUAUGCCGCUCUUGGGGUGAUAUAUUUCUAUCUACGAUACUAUAUCUACGCAUUGGACUUCACGUGGCGCGGCUGUCGGAAGCGACGCAACACGCAAAUCAAAUCUAAAAGGAAACGUAAAAUUAAAUAAAUUUGUUUCCUGUUAAAUGCAGUUGCUACUGGUCAUGGAUGAUAUCCCGGAGGGGAAAGUAUUAUAAUUUUUUCACCACAUCUUAGGAAUCCAUCAAGUAUAUAUGCUGAUCGUUGAGCAAUUCUAACUUAAAAUCAGAAAAUAAAAAAAUGUUAUUUUGAAUGAAAGUGAAA